AUUGUUUACAAAAUGAAGUCUUUAGGUAUUGGUAUUCUCUGUCUGCUCGGCACACUGGCCUGGGCUCAAGACCUGGAGCCCAUACCUGACGAGGAGCAGCCACUGCCGAUUUUUUUGCCUACAUAUUCAUCGGACGAUUUUGCACUAUCCGCAGCUGUUAAGAUGAAUUGGUUCCAAGCCCAAGCCGCCUGCGCCUCUCAGCAGGGCUACACCUUGGUCAGCUUGGACACGCAAGACAAGCAUAAUCGCGUUUACCUAUUUUUGCUCCAGUCUGGCUAUUUGCAACUGCUUACCGAACCUGUUUGGACGUCGGGCUCGAAUCUGGCUAGCGGUUCUCAAUGGAAUUGGUUUAGCAUUGGAACUAGCUUCAAAUACCGCAACUUCCAGAGUCCACCUGGUUCCGCAUACCGCUGUGUCGGCCUUAAUGCUGUUACAGGUUACUGGAUCGCUGAAGAUUGCUACGCCCAGCGUUAUUUCGUCUGCGAAAAGCGUUGUACAGAGGAAUAGAAGCUAACGUAAACGACCUUUAUAUAAAAUGUAUAUAUUCUUUAAUAUGAUAUGGUGUUGGUCUGUACAAAGCAUAAUAAAAGUUUCUGAUUGCAAAAAAGG
Drosophila hydei is the source of this 609-nucleotide messenger RNA. Its product is annotated as lithostathine-2. Gene Ontology annotation, molecular function: carbohydrate binding. The transcript has 2 exons. Lineage: Eukaryota; Metazoa; Arthropoda; Insecta; Diptera; Drosophilidae. Gene Ontology annotation, biological process: biological process involved in interspecies interaction between organisms. Gene Ontology annotation, cellular component: external side of plasma membrane. The coding region runs from base 13 to 507 and encodes 164 amino acids. The record is from RefSeq and is a predicted model, not a curated record.